AUGGGCUUAGCUUUGAGGCAAACCCAGCGCUCCUUUUAUAGCCAACUAGAUGGCAAUGCCAAGGCUGACUACGAGUUAGACUUUAUACACGACCGGGUGCGAGAAAUACUGGCCGCGGACGCACGGCCCAAUGGCGUCGCCGACCACGCGCACCACUCUGCUUCCCAAGUUCGGAUGACGAGAAUCAAAGUUGAGGAGAUACUGAUGAUAGUGCAAGAAUCAGAUCCAACAUAUGCUCAGGCCGCGCUAAGCGUUCUUAUCAUCAACGGAUGGGCCCUAGUGGGCCCUGUAAUGAUUAUGUCACGGGAAGAAUAA
This is a messenger RNA of Acaulospora colombiana, 315 nucleotides long. NCBI's taxonomy places the organism in Eukaryota, Fungi, Glomeromycota, Glomeromycetes, Diversisporales, Acaulosporaceae. The record is from the annotation of a GenBank genome assembly.